CAACAGUGGAACUGAAGUAACUAAUGUCAAAAUCAGCUGCUAUUACAGAAAGCGCGAAAUUUGUGAUUUGUGUAUGUGAUUAUUAUAGUAGUUAUUUUUUGUUUUAACUUUAUAUGGAAGGAUGCCUAUUUUAGUAAAAACGUCCUCACCAACUGCUCUGGAGGAAUAUGCAAUUGUUGAACUUCAGGGAGAUCUUGAAAUUCGUUCUGGAGAGAAUAUUCAUAAUCUAUUCAUAGGAGACUUGUAUUAUAAUAAAUACGGACAGCCAAUACUUAUAAUUGGGCAUCAUAUACUACAAGGACGAGAGCAGAAAUUGGAGAAACCAUUCGCUGUACUAGAAAAAUUAAAAAACAAAGAUGGAAAGUCUUCAUUGAACGACACAAAUAUGACAAGUGAUCCAAACGCUACCCUAAAUAAAAUAGCCGAUUGCACAAUUUUAGAUAACACAGUGGUUCUAGAAAAUAAAUCGCGACAGUACACCGAAUAUAUAGUUCGUGCAUUAUGCACAAAAAAACUCACAUUCAAAUCGCGACCAAAACCUAUUAUUGCUAAUGUUUCUGCUUCUGUAUGAAAUGAAAACUACUAAUUAAGUUUUGUUUAUUUUAAUAAUAAAUCAAAAAGAUAUUCAAA
Zeugodacus cucurbitae (melon fly) is the source of this 630-nucleotide messenger RNA. RefSeq names its product chromosome transmission fidelity protein 8 homolog. Gene Ontology annotation, cellular component: Ctf18 RFC-like complex. Gene Ontology annotation, biological process: mitotic sister chromatid cohesion. Lineage: Eukaryota; Metazoa; Arthropoda; Insecta; Diptera; Tephritidae. The transcript is spliced from 3 exons. The record is from RefSeq and is a predicted model, not a curated record. Bases 122 to 571 code for a protein of 149 amino acids.